CUCGGUGGCCGGUGUGCCCGGGGCGCACACGUGGUGUCGAUGAUGUCGCCUGCGCCGACCUCCUGUUCCGUUCAUGACGGACGCUGCUCCGCCGCGUGGUGGCCGCGCGCCUCCUCCUCCGCUCGGCCGCUCCUCCUCGGCGGCCGCCACGCGCAGCGCAGCUGGGGUCGUUUGUGCGCGAGUGUUUGUGCGGACACGCGUUGCUGGUCCCCGUGGUCUCUGCCCGGGAGGGGAAGUGCCAGAGCCCGUGGUCGCUGUGUUCGGCUUUCCGAGGAACGGGUGGGCUGUGGGGUGUGGCCACGCCGCCUCCCGCCCCUCGCGCCGUUCGCUCCAUGCAGAUGCGGUCAGCGGGGGCCUCCGCGCCGCAGAAGCCAUGGUCAGGUUCGGCCUCACCCGUGGACCCGUCUGGCGCCUCUGCGAGCGCGCUCGCUUCCUGGCAGCCUGGGCGCUGCCGGAGUGUGCUGCGCUCACCACCCGCCAACUUUCCCAUUUUCACGACAAGCCGUGGGAAACUGGCCAUCCCCGUGCCUGCGGCGCCCGCGUGAGUCCGUGGCCGCGUCCUCUGUCCGAGUCCAGACCCGUGUGUCUCCCACCGCCCGCCUGCCUUCUCCCGCGGCGUCUGGUGGGCGCCCCUCCCCCGGGGAUGAAACCCCCCAACGCGGCCCCAGCUUUGCACGGGAGCUCGGUCGUCACGAGGGUCGCCCUCUACUGCCAUUGCCGCCUCCGCCUGUUCUCAGGCCCACAGGGAGGCCGAGGAGAUUCUAAGGUGGGUCCCCUUGGUCCGACCCUCCCAUGGAGUUGGGCAUGUUCUGGCCACGUCUGUCGGGAAACGGGGAGGUGUCGGGGCUUCCUGGCCUCCUGACGGCCGCACCGUCAUCAGUCCCGAGCCCAGCUCAGGGAGGGCCUGCUCCCUUCUGCUCCAGGUGGGAGCGGCUCCUGCCCGGGGCGCCUCCAUGAGCACCCCUGCGAGCUGGCGACAGCCCCAGGCUGGGCUGCGGAACGGUCGACCGACCCUGGUUGUUGAUCCUUGUGUCACGGGCAGUGCAGAACCAGGUCCUGGAAUCGCCUGGUGCCACCUCAGUGUGACCUGGCUGUGUCCCGUUCCCAUCCUCCUCAGAGGGUGGCCGCCUGGCGUGGCGCAGGAUGAUGCUCUGAGCCGUGUUGCCCAGCACGUGUUAGGGUCCUGGGUGGAGAGGAUCUUUGGGAAGCAGCAGCUGGGCUGACGAGGGUCCGGACGCCUGCCCGGGGACCAGCGAGGGUCCAGGCGCCUGCCUGGGGAUCAGCGAGGGUCGGGGCGCCUGCCCGGGGACCAGCGAGGGUCCAGGCGCCUGCCUGGGGAUCAGCGAGGGUCAGGGCGCCUGCCCGGGGACCGGCGAGGGUCGGGGCGCCUGCCCGGGAAUCAGCUGGGCCAGCCAGAUGUUUCUGGUGGAGACCUGGGACGUGAGGCGGUGGGCUGCCGGCAGUCCCUCCCUGGCUGUGCAGAAGCUGCGGUGGAAUGUGAGCUGGACGUGGGGGUGCCCGGCCUGAUGGGAAGGUGGCAGAGGCUGUGUGACAUGGAGAUAGGUCGUGAGGACCCCAAGUCAGCCCCUUUGUCCCUGUGGGUCCCUCGCUCUGGGGACCUCGGGCUGCUGAGGACUGAGACGUGCAGUGCCUCUCCCUGGUGGAGCGGCCACCCAGUCAGCCACCGCAGAAUUCUUGGCCCUCAGGCACUGCAGAAGAGAGCGAAAGCCCUGGCUGUGGGUCCCAGGUGUGGCUGGCAGUGGCCGGCAGCAGGCAGAGGCCCUGUCACCAUGGGUGAGGUGUGGAGGUUCCAAAGCUAAGAUCCCAUCCUAGUUUUAGCCUUCAAAAAUAUCAUUCAUGGUUUUUUCGUUUUUCAUGAAUACAAACCAGGGUGUAUACAUUGUGUAGUAUUCAGAAAAUCAAAACAGGUAGAAAGCACAGAGGCACCGUCGGCAGAGCAGCCAGGCCCUCACAUGCGCGUCUCCUGGGUUUUGAGAAGGGACCUUGCACCUGCAGCGUGAUCGCCUUAGGGUAACUCAACUUUAUGCUGCUCUGUGUAACCUUUCCCAUGGCAUUAAGUAUUUUUAUAAAACAUGGUUUUUAAAUGCUGUUUAUCAUUCAUCAUAUUCUAUCUAACCUGUGUGAUCAGAACUGGGAUCCUCGGGAAAGCCUACCCUUGAUGGGGGCCUGUUGGCCCCGGGCCCGUCUGUGAUGGUGACCCCAACGUGUGCUAUUGGCACCUCCCAGAAAGGGUUCCCCAGAGCCCACGGGGCCACCUGACCCAUCCUCCCAGCUGUCCCGUGGUACAUCCGUGUGUGUGAGGGAGGUGGAGUGCAGAGAGAAGCUUGCCUCAGGGCUAAAACCAACACGGUGAACAGGGAAGGUGUCCUUCAAAACCGCAGCCUGGGCAGGAGCAGUGGUUCCCGCCUGUAAUCCCAGCACUUCGGGAGGCCAAGGGAGGCAGAUCACCUGAGGUCAGGAGUUCGAGAUGAGCCUGGCAAACAUGGAGAAACUGUCUCUACUAAAAUUACAAAAAUUAGCUGCGCAUGCCUGUAAUCCCAGCCACUCAGGAGGCUGAGGCAGGAGAAUCGUUUGAACCUGGGAGGCGGAGGUUGCAGUGAGCUGAGAUCGCCCCACUGCACUCCAGCCUGGGCGACAGAGUGAAACUCCAUCUCAAAAAAAAAAAAAAAAAAAAACCUGCGACCGGCCCGGCGCGGUGGCUCACGCCUGUAAUCCCAGCUUUUUGGGAGGCCAAGGUGGGCAGAUUGCUUGAGGUCAGGAGUUCAAGACCAUCCUGGCCAACAUGAUGAAACCCUGUCUCUACUAAAAAUACAAAAAUUAGCUGGGCGUGGUGGCAGGCACCUGUAAUCCCAGCUACUCGGGAGGCUGAGGCGGGACAAUCGCGUGAACCCUGGAGGCGAAGCUUGCAGUGAGCCGAGAUUGCCCCCCUGCACUCCAGCUUGGGCAACAAAGUGAGACUCCAUCUCAGCCUGGGCAACAGAGUGAGACUCCGUCUUAAAAACAUAAAAACAAACAUACAAACAAACCCUGCGACCUACGUGGAGCCCACGGGGGCCAAACACACCAGCACCCCGCCGGAUUGACAGUGUGGGACCCCACACCUGUCACACCUGCUGGCCUCUUUAUCCGUCUCCUGUACAAUAUCCCUGGAAAAUUACUUUUUGUGUUUAAAAUUGGUCAUGUUAAUUGUUAAAGAAAGGAACAAUCCUUAAGUGAAAUCCUUAAGUGAAAUUGGUAAGUUUAAAAAAACAAAAGACAGGCCUCAACAGGCGUUGGGGAGGCUGUGGAGAAAUUAGAAUCCUCGUGCGUUAUAGAUGCAAGCGUAAAAUGGUACGUCCACUGUGUAAACAGUCUGGUAAUUCCUCAAAAAGCUAAGCAUAGAAACACCACGAGACUCAGCAGUUCCAGUCCUAGGAAUGUGUGUCCCCAGAUCCGUGAAAACACACUCCACACAGAAACAUGCACACAGCUGUUCACAGCAGCACUGUUUAUAACAGCCAGACAAGGGGGUGCAGCCCGAAUGUCUGCUGGACAAACAGCCCGUGGUCCGUGCACACAGUACACAGUGGGGCAAGACUUAGCCACGGAAAGGCAGUUCCAGCACACGCUGCUGCAGGGAUGAGCUUUGAAGACACUGUGCCAAGUGAGAUCAGUCAGCCACAAGAGAACAGAACCUUGACCGGGCGCGCUAGCUCAUGCCUGUAAUCCCAGCACUUUGGGAGGCCAAGGCGGGUGGAUCAUGAGGUCAGGAGAUUGAGACCAUCCUGGCUAACACACAGUGAAACCCGGUGUCUACUAAAAAUACAAAAAUUAGCCGGGCGUGGUGGCAGGCGCCUGUAAUCCCAGCUACUCGGGAGGCUGAGGCAGGAGAAUGGCGUGAACCCAGGAGGCAGAGCUUGCAGUGAGCCAAGAUCGCGCCACCGCACUCCAGCCUGAGCAACAGAGUGAGACUCCGUCUCAAAAAACAAAACAAAACAAAAAAAAGCCAGAACCUGUGUGGUCUCCUUUAUAGGAAAUGCCCAAAAUAGAAAAAUUCACAGAGACAGAAAAUGGCCAGGGGCUGAGGAGGGGCAGAGGGAGUAACUGUUGAUGGGCACAUGGUUGGUUGUCUUUAGGGCAAUGACAAUGUUCUGGGCUGAGUCAAGUGGAUCGCCUGAGGUCAAGAGUUCAAGACCAGCCUGGCCAAAAAUGGCAAGACCCCAUCUCUACCAGAAAUACAAAACUUAGCCAGGUGUGGUAGUGGGCGCCUAUAGUCCCAGCUACUCGGGAGACUUAGGCACAAGAAUCACUUGAGCCAGGAGGUGGAGGUUACAGUGAGCUGGGAUCGCACCACUGCACCCUGGGUGACAGUGAGACCCUGUCUCAAAAAAAAAAAAAAAAAAAAAAUAGGCGGGGUGCAGUGGCUCACGCCUGUAAUCCCAGCACUUUGGGAGGCGGAGACGGGCAGAUGACAAGGUCAGGAGAUCGAGACCAUCCUGGCUAACAACAGUGAAACCCCGUCUCCACUAAAAAUGCAAAAAAUUAGCCGGGCAUGGUGGCGGGCGCCCCAGCUACUCGGGAGGCUGAGGCAGGAGAACGGCGUGAACCCAGGAGGUGGAGCUUGUGGUGAGCCGAGAUAGUGCCAGUGCACUCCAGCCUGGGCGACAGAGUGAAACUCUGUCUCAAAAAGAAAAAAGUGUUGUGGAGUUUGAUGGUGGUGACGGUGACUGACGUCGGUGAAUAUGCUAAAAACACCGAGUUGUAACGUUGAGGGUAAAUUUUAUGGCAUAUGAAUUAUAUCUCAAAGUUGUAAAACAAUCGCCGAGGCGGGGUGUGGUGGCUCACGCCUGUAAUCCCAGCACUUAGGGAGGUUCAGGCAGGAGGAUUACCGAGCUCAGGAGUUUGAGACCAGUCUGGGCGACAUAGUGAGACCCCAUCUCUACCAAAAAUACCCCCCCAAAAUUAUCUGGGUGUAGCGUGCACUCCCGUGUAGCUGGGCGUGCAGGUGCAUGUUACCACGCGCAGCUGAUUUUUUUUCGUAGGAUGGGGUCUCACUAUGUCGCCCAUGCUGGCUCAAACUCCUGAGCUCAAGUGAUCCUCCCGCCUCGGCCUUCCACAAGGCUGGGAUUACAGGUGUGAGCCACCGUGCCCAGCCAGUUUCACGUUUUAUUCACGCUUCAGAGCACAGAGGCCUCUGCCUGGCAUUGGGGCACGGGCAAGGUGUCUGUGGGCAGCGGGUCCCACUGAGGGUUCCAGGGCAGCAGAUGGUGGGCAGGGCGGGGAGACCAUGUGCAUGGUACCCAAGCCAGGCUCUUGCUGAGUCAGGCUAACUCUAACAUUUAUCGGGAACUUGAUCUACUUCAAUGUGAUGUAAGAAAAACAAAUGCGUUUUCAGCAGAAAAUCCAGGAAGGAAACCAGCAAUAGAGAGAAAUGGUGGCUUCUACUGCCUUAUAGAGUGGGAGCUGUGCCUGAGCCUUCUGCCUCUCGGCCCAGAGCCUGGCAUUUCUUUUUUUUUUUUUUU
This is a messenger RNA of Symphalangus syndactylus (siamang), 5522 nucleotides long. RefSeq lists its product as uncharacterized. Lineage: Eukaryota; Metazoa; Chordata; Mammalia; Primates; Hylobatidae. The record is from RefSeq and is a predicted model, not a curated record.